AUGUAUGAAUGGAGGCAGGUUAAAACAUUAAAAUAUCUAGGAGUGCACAUAGAUCCCAAUCUCAGUUGGCACCACCAUAUUAAUGAGCUGACCGCAAAAACAAAACAACGAAUAAACCAGAUUAAUUGGAUUAUGGGAAAGUAUUGGGGGCUAAAUCCAAGAAAUAGUACCCUCAUUUAUAAAACUGCUAUAGAACCGGCCUUACUAUAUGCUGUGCCGGUAUGGCAAGAAGCACUAGAUAAUAUACAUAUAAAGAAAAGAUUACUUUCGGUACAGAGGCAAGCUGCUAUUAAAAUCACUAAGGCGUAUAGAACGGCGCCAACAGAUGCUUUGCUGGCGAUAGCAGGCUUGACCCCUAUUCAUAUAACUGCUAAGUCCAAAGCCUGGCAAUGGAUUGUAACGAAUACGAGAAUAUGGGGAAAAACAACUGAAGAAAUAAACAAAAACAUUAGAAAUAAGCUUAUACCGAAGAAUAUAAAAGAAAUAUCAGAAAAUAUAUUAACAACCGAAAUUGACAAGAUUGACAAUAGUAUUAGCUUGGAAAUUCACCCAGCAGAAAGCAUGAAAAUCAAAGUUAGCUUAGAAUAUGAAAAUAAAAAGGACAAGGACUAUCAGUGGUUAGUUUACACUGACGGGUCUAGGCAAACAGAAGGAGCCGGUGCUGGAAUCUACAUCACAAAAACAAAUUCAAAAGUUAAAACUUAUCAGGCUAACUUUAAAAUUGCAAACCACUGUACCAUAACACAGGCGGAAUUAUGGGCUAUUUACAAAGCAUUGAUACAUAUAAGAACAAACCUGGAAACAUACAAAGGUAGUAUAAAAUUUUAUAUUGAUAGUAGAGUAGCACUGCAGACACUAAGGAAGGAAAAGAACAUCCCAUUACUGGCAGUAGAAAUUAUUAGAGAGGCCCAUAAAAUUGCGGAUAACAAUAAUUUGUUCUUCAGUUGGAUACCGGCGCACCAAGGAAUAAAAGGAAAUGAAAUGGCAGACUUUUUAGCUAAAAGGGCAGUUACAUCGGAUUCGAAAAUAACAUAUAAAAGGAUACCAAUGAAAGAGUUAAAGAAACAAAUGAGGAAUUGGGAAGUUACAACCUGGCAGAAGGAAUGGGAAAAUUCUACCACAGGUAGACAUUGCUUCCAAUUUUUUCCAAUUAUCAAGGAUAGACUCCGCAACAAACAUUAUAAAAUUAGUCAUGAAACUACCCAGAUUCUGACUAAUCAUGGUAGCUUUCAAGCUUAUUUAUAUAGAUUCAAAAUAUCAAGGAGAAAAAAUUGUGAUUGUGACGAGGAAAGCGAAGGAGAUGCGAAUCAUCUACUUUUUGACUGUAAAAAAUACGAGCAAAGCAGACAACAAUUUUUUAGACAAUGCAUGUUACAUGGUAUAAGGUGGAGAACAGAUCAACAUAGAAUAAUUAACAAUAAAGAAGUAUGGGAAAGCCUGGAACAGUUUAUAACUAAAACAGGAACCCUAUUACCAGACUAUAGCAAAACCAAAGCACAAAAUACAGUCCAAAGUCAACAAAGCAGCGGUGCAGUAGCAGAAAGUGAUCUAAGUGACAACCAAGACAACGACAGAGAAAUUAACAGCGCCAGUGAAGAUACUGAAGACAGCGAGUGA
Messenger RNA from Centruroides sculpturatus (bark scorpion), 1617 nucleotides. RefSeq lists its product as uncharacterized. Bases 1 to 1617 code for a protein of 538 amino acids. NCBI's taxonomy places the organism in Eukaryota, Metazoa, Arthropoda, Arachnida, Scorpiones, Buthidae. The record is from RefSeq and is a predicted model, not a curated record. Gene Ontology annotation, molecular function: RNA-DNA hybrid ribonuclease activity; nucleic acid binding. The transcript has a single exon. Gene Ontology annotation, biological process: DNA replication, removal of RNA primer.